Leguminivora glycinivorella is the source of this 1227-nucleotide messenger RNA. RefSeq lists its product as uncharacterized. The coding region runs from base 1 to 540 and encodes 179 amino acids. Lineage: Eukaryota; Metazoa; Arthropoda; Insecta; Lepidoptera; Tortricidae. The record is from RefSeq and is a predicted model, not a curated record. The transcript is spliced from 4 exons.
AUGUGUGUGAUGCAGGAGGUGCGCGGGAGCGCGGCCAGCGUGGCGUCGAGCUCGACGCUCGGCGCGGCGAGCGACAGCGCGGGCAGCGUGCCGGUGCUCUCGGCCAGCCAGCCUAGCGUCGUGCACAGCCAGGGCAGCCCCACCGGCAGCAAUGGAGCAUACAAUCAAGACUCCCUCCUGAAUUCUCGAGCUAUUUCCAUGAGCUCUGGGCUAGACUCCGCGUGCGGACAGCGGAGAAGGAAAACGUCUAGAUCCAACAGAGUAACAUGGGUGGCCAGCGAAGGAUUGACCAACUACCUGCGCCGCCUGACGCAAGACGAGUCCAGCCGCGAGAUGUACGAAGCCCACUCGUACCAGGACUUCUCAAGCAUUCCCGAGAACUCACUGCACGAGCCGAAGACCGAUUCGAAGGGCCGGCGGCUCUCGUACCAGCGCGCCGUCUCCGGCGAGGACCCCGCGCCCAGAUACGACUCCAGCUUGAGGAGGAAACCUUUGAUUCCAGAACAUUCUGAGGUCUGCUCACCUAACGGAACAGUGUAACUAUAAUGUGAAGUAUUAAAAAUGGUCAUAAAGAUGUGUGUUACUGUUAAGUAAGGUGGUUAAAAGGUAAUGUGAAUAGUGAGAAGAUGUCUCGUGACCGCGAGUCGCGCGAGGGGCGCGGCGGCCCCAGCCGGCCGGGCUCCAGCUUGUCGGGCUCGCACUCGCCCGUGGGAGGCCGCGGAGACUCCGUAAGUCGCGUAGUCCUGUCUGCAUGCUCUGUGUUCCCCUACCGCACGCUAUACACAUUUCCGCCUUAAACAGCUUACAAUUUUGUACCGAGUCGUGCUCGUGACGUUGACGGUAGUACCAAGAUAUAUGAAAAUACAUAUUUCUUAUAUUUAUACAUCAAAAAUGAGAUUUUCAUUGACUUGGUUUGUAUCGAUGGUUAAUUGACAUCACUUAUAUCAAUCAAACCGUAAACCGAUUUUAUGAAAAUCAUCACGCUCUUAUUGUCGUAAAAAUAAGGUCGUGUCAAGUUCAUUUUGAACACCUUGUCCGUUACGGAACUUCUGCUGCUGACUGUAUAUCUAUUAAAUCAGAGAAAGUGUACUAUUUCACCGACUAAAACUAACGUUUUUCUUGAAAGCACCCUUAAAUAGAGACCUAAUAAAAUUACAUUUUUUUCAUAAUAGAGAUAUGUAUUAAAUGUAUAGUACGAGUAGAGAUAAUUAUAGAUUUACAUAAUGG